CAAGGGAAAUAAAUAUGUUUGGGUGCAUUUGAUGCGGAGCUUGUGGAUGCUUAAAAAAAAAAGCAAUGCUUUCUUUUUUAACAUCAAAGGAUAGUUCAGUAGUUUAAAAUGUCAUGUCUAGUUUUAUUUAAAUAACGAACUAAUGUUAAGAGAAUUACUAGUCAAAAAAAAGGACCAAAACCAAAGCAAAGUUCUGUCUUAAAAUGACUCCAAUCAAAGCCUUUUAGUUUUAUGGAAGUCUUUAGAGAGAGCGUGGCGAUUAUUUAAACUAGAGAUGAGAUUUGGAGCCAGUGCAUCACCGAUGGUCUCCCCGAAUAAAACCGCAAAGCAUCUGAAGCGUUUCCAAUCAGACUUUGCUUUUAUGUGAAAAGGCACCUGGAAGGCACGAGCAAUCUAAGCUGCUGCUAAUAACCGAGCAUCUGAAAGGAUCGGUUUUGUUUUCAAGCUCGACAGAAAAUAUUAAGGAGUUUAAAACUCCUUGAAAUUGUAAUAUAUUCAGGAUUUACAAAAACCGGGGUAGAUAUUUUAGAGUAGUUUAAUCCUAUUUGCCGUUUUCUGCACCUGCAUAAACAAUUCAGUAAUGAAAUGACACUUGGUUCACAUUUCCUGAGUUGGCACUUCUUUUACUGUGGACUUGACUGUCAGAACAAGUGAGAAAGUCAAAUAACGACAUCUCUGAAAUUUAUUUACUGCUCAUUAUGUCCUAGAUUAUAUGAACUGUAACUGGGGCCCCAAAUUAAAUUCUGCUGAGGGCCCCAUAGAUUCUUGAUUCGCCUCCGUUUUGUAGCAGACAGUAUUUACUUUGUGAAUGUUUGGCACAUGUUCCAUUCUCUGUCUCUUUCACAUAAGAAUACCACUGGCGGCACAAUGACUCUUACCUUCCAAUCAAUUCGGUUCAGACAUGACAGGAGUUUAAAGGUUCAUGAAGUAGCAUUUCCAUAAACUGCAAUUCGAGAAAAGAGCUAUUAUUUAAUAGAAUAAAAGUCGACUGUUGUCUUGAUCCCUAUCUGAAUUAUAAUUAGAUUGAGAAUCCUGAUCCAACUAUCGCUCCAAGUAAAGAUGCCAAAAGAAAUAUGGAUAUCAUCUUAUAAUUUUCUUUUUUUAUGUGAAAAGUGUUUUCUGACUAUGUGCUUUGCAAAUGUAUUGCACACAAAAUACUGAAAGAUAUAUUUGGAAAUAAAUGAAGCAGAUCAUUUUACGAGACUUAAUAAUAAUAAUAAUAAAAAUGCUACUCAGUUGUUAGCAUUUUAGAAACAUGCCACGGCUGCGUCAAAGUUAUUUCCUUCAAAACUAAACCUCUUUUCUCUUAUUUCCUUUGUUGGGUGAGGUGCUUUAAACAUUUCGCAAUGAUUUGAGGAACAGAUAGAAAUCUCUUCUUUUUAAUAUUGGUUUCACUUCCCUGAACAGUCAAGUAGACAGAAAGGUCAGAAGUCUCUCCUGCUACGCUAGGAAGGUUUGCUUUCAAACGUUUUUCCUGCUCUGAUUGAUUCACUUUGGUCGGUCAUGGAAAAAUAUGUCUCUCUCGUCCGAGACGCAGUAAGUGAAAUUUGGGCGACAGACCAAACAUCGGACAUAACUAACUUUGUAAAGUGUCCCUCUGCGUUGACUACCAAAAUACCUCGCCAGCCCAUUAACUAAUAAAGCAAGUUACAACACUGAGGUUCUCUGUGAGAACAAGACACGUAAGCGAAUUAGCCGUUUACGGUGAGACUUUCUGCAACCAGCUCUCGCUUCGCAGCAACAAAGACUUAAAAAUAGCUUUACUGCACUUAUUUUAUGAGAAACUUAAAGAUUAACUAUCUACGUUUAAAACAGUGAAUGAAUGAGAAAAGGCUUGCUUAAGACGGCAUUAAGAGAAGUUAUUUAAAACCGUCCACUGGGGAAACAAGAGUCAAUUGUGCUGCCACAACCCCUGAAGCAGGCAGGCAGUAGAAGACUUUGGGAAGCGACCACCGAUUGGUCAGCCUGAAAGAAAAAGGGGUGGAGUAGAUGAAUUAGUGGACGUCCGCUUAAAGGCAGACGUCCUGCAGUGAUCAAACCCUGAAUGAUCCAACAGUCUGCCGUUUGAAGUGAUUAUCAUGCUACGCAACAUAAAGGCUUACAUCCAGCUGUGGGGCUAAUUAGUUCACUUAGGGCCCUUUAUAAAACACUGCUAGGUGACUGGAAGGGACAACCGGUCACUGGGAAGUCAGUAGUUUGACAGGACAGCAGUAGCAACAGACCUGGAUCCCUAAAGCUGACCUACUGGAUCACCUGCUUUUCUAAGAAUGCCACACUUAAGUGACUGCAGCUACUACAAAAUGCGGGACGCAACCAGAGCUUCAAAAGUACAAAGCCACCUGGAAAACUCCAAGUUCCACCUUCAUCAAAGCCAAAACCAGCCUGUGAAGCAAUACCUGACACUGGGCUCCAAGCUGGCCUCUUCCACCGGAUCCGGUCACGCUGUACCGCAUCCACACGCCCCCGGCCAGCCGCUGGCCACUGUACCAAUCAUGAGGAACGGACAUAUGCCCGCCGUCAGUGACGGAAGCAGCCCCAACAGCCCGGUCACCCUGCUCACGAUGGGCAACCACGAAGGCGAGUUUCCGAUGGAUGAAGUUAUUGAUGACCUAAUUAGUCUUGAAUCCGGCUUCAAUGAUGGAGGCCUGGAUUGCAUGGAGCCUAACAUCAUAAUGCAAAGCAAUGUCUCCCUCAGCAACAGCAUGCUGGACGUCUAUGGGGGUGAACAAGGUAUGAACCCCCCUAAUGGUGGAAUGAGUCCCACAUCUAACACCACAAAGCUCACUGUUAAAAGGGAAUUUACAGAGCAUGACACGCGGGUUAUGGCCAAAGAGAGACAGAAAAAGGACAAUCAUAAUUUGAUUGAAAGAAGGCGAAGAUACAACAUUAACUACAGGAUUAAGGAGCUGGGGACGCUCAUUCCAAAGUCAAAUGACCCUGACAUGCGGUGGAACAAAGGCACCAUCCUGAAGGCCUCGGUGGAGUACAUAAGGUGGCUACAGAAGGAGCAGCAGCAUGCUCGGGAACUCGAAAGCCGUCAAAAGAAGCUGGAGCAAGCCAACAGGAGGCUGCUGCUGAGGAUCCAGGAGCUUGAAAUCCAGGCACGAGCACAUGGACUCCCGAAUAUGGCCACUGCCUUGGGGACAGUUGAACUGUCCUCCCACCUGCUCAAACAGCAACAGCAGCAAUCCCCAUCGCAGGUACAGCAACAGCAGCCACAACAGCCACCCAUCUACCAGGAGGACCCCAACAGCGACUACCUCCAGAGGAUAGCCGUGGUGACGGGCGUGCCGUCCAUCGCCACGGCGAGCGGCCCGCAGGACCACAUCCAGGGCGCCGACGCCUGCACCACGUUCUCCGACCCGCUCUCCCAUUUCACAGACUUCUUCACCGCCACGCUCAAGGAGGAGAACCAGCUGGACGAAAUCCUGAUGGACGACCCGCUCUCACCGUUCGGCGCCGAUCCGCUCCUGUCCGCCGGAUCCCCAGGGGCUGCUUCCAAGGACAGCAGCCGAAGGAGUAGCUUCAGCUCCGCUGAGGCCGAUGACCUAUAAGGGCCCUUCAACUUUGGUAUAGCCCAAUGACUGCACAGGUCAAACUUCUCCUGGUAACAGGGAGGGAAAGCCCUGAAAGACUGACUGACGGAUGUAAGGAUUCAAAUCUACGUAUGACAACUGCUGAGGCUCAAGUAACUUAAAUAUCAGCUGACAAACUAAGCAAAACCCAUCAAAGUGCCACCUGUCUAGAAAUUCCUCGACUGUUGGAGAUGCUGACAUUGUACCGCUGCUCAGAAGCAAAUGUCACGUCCAACGAAACAACUACUUUUAACUUUAUUUUGGGAAACCACUGUGUUUCUCUGCCUUGAACAGAGGAUACAAACAGACUUGUGUUAAAAAGGGAGACAUUUGCGAGUAGAAAUGUUGACUACUACUGGCUUUUUUUUUUUACGUCAGACACUGGUGGCUACACACUGUAACAUAUACAAAAUAAUUACUGAACAUUUGCCUGAAGUGUACUUUUUUCUACCAGUUUACAAAAGGAUCCUAGUCCUAGUUGCUUUUGCUAAGGAAGGCCUUAUACGAACUCCUUGAACAUGUAACUAAUGUACUCACCUCAGUGCUUAACAUGUACUUGGUUUUGUCUGUCUCUUUUUACAUGUAUGUUAGACUUUUUUUGUAUUUAUAUACAUUUUAAUCCAUGUA
Messenger RNA from Poecilia reticulata (guppy), 4202 nucleotides. RefSeq names its product transcription factor EC (gene tfec). Gene Ontology annotation, molecular function: protein dimerization activity; DNA-binding transcription factor activity, RNA polymerase II-specific; RNA polymerase II cis-regulatory region sequence-specific DNA binding. The record is from RefSeq and is a predicted model, not a curated record. NCBI's taxonomy places the organism in Eukaryota, Metazoa, Chordata, Actinopteri, Cyprinodontiformes, Poeciliidae. Gene Ontology annotation, cellular component: nucleus. Gene Ontology annotation, biological process: regulation of transcription by RNA polymerase II.